GGCAACGAUCGCGGGCGGGCGCGGCGCGGCCAUCGACCAGUGACGCCUGCGCGCUCUGCGCUCUGCCGAGAGGGCUGCGGCGCCCCGCGGGCCGGCGGGAAGAUGGCGGCGGCGGCGGGCUACCCAGCCGGGAAGGGGCGCGACAUGAGCCUGGCGGCCCUGCGGCGCCACGAUCCCUACAUCAGCCGCAUCGUGGACGUGGCCAGCCAGGUGGCCCUGUACACCUUCGGCCACCGGGCCAACGAGUGGGAAAAGACUGAUGUGGAAGGAACCUUAUUUGUUUACACAAGGUCUGCUUCUCCGAAACACGGCUUCACCAUCAUGAACAGGCUGAGCAUGGAGAAUAGGACAGAGCCCAUCACGAAAGACCUGGAUUUCCAGCUCCAGGACCCCUUCCUUCUCUACAGAAAUGCCAGAUUGUCCAUUUAUGGAAUUUGGUUUUACGACAAGGAAGAAUGCCAAAGAAUUGCAGAGCUUAUGAAAAACCUCACUCAGUACGAACAGCUGAAAGCGCACCAUGGAGCGGGGGCGGCAGUGGGAGCGUCCCCCGUGGGCCUCGGCUCGGGAGAUCGCAAGGAGGUGGACAUCCUACGGAUGCUCACCAAGGCCAGAGACGAAUACGCAAAGUGUAAAGCCUGUCCUGAGCCCAAACAGAUCAGCAGCUCGUCCGCCAUCUACGACAACCCCAAUCUCAUCAAGCCGAUUCCAGUGAAGCCCGGCGGGAGCCGGCAGCAGCGCGGCCCUCGGCCCGGCCAGACCUUAGACCCUGAACCCCAACACCUGUCCUUGACGGCCCUCUUCAGGAAGCUGGACAAAACUACGUGUCACGAAGCCGCGCGGCCUCCAAAGACCCUCCCCCAGCAGCAGCAAGAGAAGCUUCCGCUUCGGCAGGGGGUCGUCCGCUCCCUGUCCUACGAGGAACCCCGAAGAUGCUCGCCCCCGGUCGAGAAGCAGCUCUGUCCCGCCAUUCAGAAGCUCCUGGUCGGGAUCGCGGACCUGCAGCCGCUGGCAGAGCUGCCCGAGAGCCGGCCCUGUAGAGACGCCGCCCGGCCAGGGUCUCCCCGCGGCCCCGAGGUCUCCCGCCACGUGCACGGUGCCCCCAGGACUCAGAACCCGCCGGACCAGCUCCAGAGCAUCCCUGGGGCGCCGGCACCAGACGCCUCGGCCGAGACGCCGGGGCCCCGGGCACUCCCGAGGCCAGCGCCCCCCGGCCCUGGGCCCGGCCGUCAGCCCCUGGGGCCCAGCGAGGUCUCCCCGCGGGAGCUGCUGUGGAAGCUCCAGGCGGUGCAACAGGACCGGCAGUUGCCGGCGCCCGGCCGCCCAGCCCUGGCGGCCAAGUUCCCCGUGGCCACCCCGAGCGCUGGAGCACGGAACCCCCUGGAGUCCUGGAGGGACCAGACCCCCAGCGCGGAGCAGCAGGCUCCCCUCCUUCAGGUCCUCUCGCCCCGGCGCGCCCCGCCCGCUGCAGGCCCAUCUCCGCUCAUGUCGCCACUGGUGUUCGCGCAGCCCCCCUGGGCCCCACCGCCAGAGAGGGGCAGCGGGCUCUUGCCCCCAGGAAGCCAGGACCCGGCAGCCACCCCCAGCGGCCCCCUCCUGCCCCUGCGGACGCCGGAGCCCCCCAGGACGCCGGGCAGUGCCCUGACCAAGCCGCAGCUCCAGGAGGCCCUGCUGCACCUCAUCCAGAUGACCUUGAAGCCUGCCAGUGAGGACAGACUGGGAUGGCUUCCUCGUGCCCCUAUGAAGUAAUAAGGGCGAUGACGCUUGUACAGAGCUCUGGGCCGGUCACGGUGUUAGACACCAGGACGCCGAGGCUGAGGGACUGGCCUGAGGUCACCAGCCAGUAAAGAGCAGAGCUGGGGCUGCAGCCUGGCUGCCGUGCCCCUUCCCACUGCACGACGGGGCCGGGAGGUGGCAGAGCCCACCCCGAACGCGAGACAGGCCUUGCAAAGUGCAGCGCGCUCACCCAGACGGACCGCAGACACCCCAGCUCACAUACUGAGGUAUCUUUUUCGCAGACAGUCCGUAAGGUUUUUGCUUGAGUGUCAGGCGACCUUGAGAGCGGCCAGCACUUUUGCUCUGUCUCAUCCUACUCAAAAAGACAGUAGUCGCCGUUGGUAAGAAUGUUUCUUUAAAGGUAACGUAUUUUAGAGAGAAGGAAUGGAAUGGGGACAGAAAUCAGCAUCUGAGUGUGAAAGCAGGGUAGCAAUCUGCUAAAGACAGACGAAAAGUGACCGCACCUGACUAAUUCAUAAAGAAGGGUCUUUUCCACCUUUUCUAGAAGCCAUUCAUGAGACGUUCUUGAGGACUUAGGUAGGGCACCUGUAAGCUCCUUUUCUGUGAGCAAUAAACAAAAAACCUGGAUGUAAAAAGCUCCACAUUUUUUCUGGCUUCUUCCAUUUAAUAACACUGUUCCAAAGAUCUCUGUGCAGUAGUGGGGACCCCUAAAGUCCGGAGCAGCCCCUGGACCUCGCCCGUUAGAGACCAGACGUCCGUUCCCUCCACCCGGCCUGCACUUCCCGUUCCCCGUGCUUUCGGCAUCUUCCCCACGAGCUGCUGGGAGCCACUCAGGCAUGCGGCUUUGCUCUCUGCCUGCUGUUAGGACACAGGCUCGUGCUCGGAGACUUUGCAGGAAAGCCAGGGUAGCCUGGCUCCAGGCCAAGCGGGAGUGUGAAACACGGGUGAAUUGCCAGGGCGAUAAAGGACGGGGUGGGAGGGAACCGGGAGGGAGCCGCGUCUCCAACAUCAGAGACAGAGAAAACCGCCGAUGGAACCGUGGUUCCCUCGCCCGAGAGUGGCAGGAGGGGCCCAGAGCCUGCAGUCUCACCGCUGCCGGCUUGCCAAGGCCAGAGCUCUCCGUAGCUAACGGGGGUGGUGCAGGGGGGUGGAGGUUCACUGGCUCUGGCAGGGUACCAGCCAAGCCCGUUGCCAGGGAAGUCUUAACUUCCGCCCAACAACGAAGGCACCCCUUGUGGGCGACUCGGGGGCCUCUCAGAGCCACCAGUGACCUCCCAGCCAGGCUCAGAGGACUGAGCUGGGUUACGUCCUCCCCGUGCAGCCUCCCGGGGGCCCCAGGUCUCUCCACACAGGAGGCCAGGCUUCUCGGGAGCCGGUCCGCUCCGCGCUGCCCCGAGGCUGGUGCCCGCCUGAGCUGCAGGCCACGAGCACCUGCCGUGUCCCGGGCUGGCCACCGAGGACCGGCAGCUGACCCUUCUGGCCUGGCCUGCAGCCCCACUGACUGUUCAGCUUAAAAACUAGCCUCCGUGGGCCGCACAGGUGGGGAGGAGCAUCUUAGGAUCAAGGUGCCCGUUCAGCCCCAAGACAGAAGGCCUCUCGUUUCUGCCGGCCAAGUCAUAUCCCCUGGGGCUUUUGAUUUGUGUU
This is a messenger RNA of Lagenorhynchus albirostris (white-beaked dolphin), 3378 nucleotides long. It is a transcript of the gene DCP1B, whose product is annotated as decapping mRNA 1B. Gene Ontology annotation, molecular function: mRNA binding; enzyme activator activity. The record is from RefSeq and is a predicted model, not a curated record. The transcript has 9 exons. Gene Ontology annotation, biological process: deadenylation-dependent decapping of nuclear-transcribed mRNA; positive regulation of catalytic activity; deadenylation-independent decapping of nuclear-transcribed mRNA. Gene Ontology annotation, cellular component: P-body. NCBI's taxonomy places the organism in Eukaryota, Metazoa, Chordata, Mammalia, Artiodactyla, Delphinidae. Bases 103 to 1746 code for a protein of 547 amino acids.